Molecule: messenger RNA, 645 nt
Organism: Emiliania huxleyi CCMP1516
Lineage: Eukaryota; Haptophyta; Isochrysidales; Noelaerhabdaceae
Exons: 1
Biological process (GO): peptidyl-proline hydroxylation to 4-hydroxy-L-proline
Cellular component (GO): endoplasmic reticulum
Molecular function (GO): iron ion binding; L-ascorbic acid binding; procollagen-proline 4-dioxygenase activity
Source: RefSeq, a predicted model, not a curated record
GACGGCGCUGCAGACCGGCGUGUGCGCCUCUCCACGCUCUCGCUCUGGCCACGCGUGCUCCUCGCCGAGGACUUUCUGACGCCCGCAGAGGCGGAGCUCAUCGUGUCGCGUGCGGACGGUCACAUGCACAAGAGCGGCGUCUCGCUCAAGGAGGCCGACCGCGGCAAAAGCUCCUCCGACUACCGCACCAGCUCGCAGUGGUCCUACCCGCUCUGGGAUGAGGCGAUCCUCCCGCUGGACCGGCGCGUGCAGCAGCUGACCCGCAUCCCGAUGACGCACGCCGAGCAGAUCCAGGUGCUGCGCUACCUACCCAACGAGCACUACACCGCGCACCACGACUUCUUCGACCCCGGCGAGUACUCUGGCCGCGACCGAGAAUCGGGGUACGCGAGCAACCGCCUGCUGACCGUCUUCUUCUACCUGUCCGAGCCCGAGGAGGGGGGUGAGACGGGCUUUCCGCGGGCUGGCAAGCUGCCACAGCCGCGCGAUUUUCUGGACUGCAGCCGAGGCCUCGCCGUCAAGCCACAGCGCCUGGCCGUGCUCCUCUUUUACUCUAUGCUCCCAAACGGCGAAUUCGAUCAGACGAGCUUGCACACCGGCUGCGACGUCAAGAAAGGCGUCAAGUGGUCCGCAAACUUUUGGUUC